AGGCCGUCUCCGGGGCGGGGACCCAGACGUGGAAGGCGCUCAAGUUGCGCGGCCCUUGGCGCGCUGAUGGGGGCGCCCUCCGCGGCGGGCAGCUUGCCAGGGACCGGCCUCCACAGCCGCCGGGCGCUCUAAGGCUACAAUUUCCCUUCGCCCCCUCUAGGCUCCCCCCCAGCCUGGUUUCCUCCCGCGGGGCGGCAGCGGAGAUUUCCUCUCUGGGAAACUGCGCGGAUCCUUCCCGGGACUCCUCGCCCCGCCCCACUUCUCCGCCCCCUCCCCUUUGCUAGGGAGCCGGUACCGGCCUGCGCGGGGAAGAGGCUCUGGCAGCCUGAGCCGGAGGUGGCGGGGGGCGACGGGGCCGCUGGCCACUGACUCGCCUCGCCAUGUGACGCUGCCCUUCGCCGAGGGACCCCCGUCGAGCCCCCGACCCGCGCCCGCGCUGGAUCGCGCCGGGCACCAUGCUUCUGCCGGGCCACGCGCGCCCGCCGCCCGCGCCGCAGCCCGCGCAGCAUCCUGGGCUCCGCAGGCAGGUAGAGCCUCCCGGGCAGCUCCUGCGCCUCUUCUACUGCACUGUCCUGGUCUGUUCCAAAGAGAUCUCAGCGCUCACGGACUUCUCUGGUUACCUAACCAAACUCCUGCAGAACCACACCGCCUAUGCCUGCGAUGGGGACCAUCUGAACCUCCAGUGUCCCCGGCAUUCUACGAUAAGUAUCCAGUCGGCCUUUUACGGGCAGGAUUACCAAAUGUGCAGCACCCAGCCGCCUGCGGCCCAGAGGGAAGACAGCCUAACCUGCGCGGCACCCACGACAUUGCAGAAGGUGCUGGAUGAAUGCCAGAGCCAGCGUGCCUGCCAUCUCCUGGUGAAUAGCCGUGUUUUUGGACCCGACCUUUGUCCAGGAAGCAGUAAAUACCUUCUGGUCUCCUUUAAAUGCCAGCCUAAUGAACUAAAAAACAAAACCGUGUGUGAAGACCAAGAGCUGAAGCUGCACUGUCACCCGUCGAAGUUUCUCAACAUCUACUCUGCAAGCUAUGGCAGGAGGACCCAGGAGCCAGACAUCUGCUCCUCGGAAACAGAGCGGCUCCCCCCAUUUGAUUGCCUGUCUUACUCAGCUUUGCAAGUGUUAUCCAGAAGGUGCUAUGGAAAGCAGAGGUGCAAAGUCAUUGUCAACAACCACCAUUUCGGGAGCCCGUGUCUGCCAGGAGUGCGAAAAUACCUCUCUGUCACCUAUGCCUGUGUUCCCAAGAACAUACUCACAGCGAUCGAUCCAGCCGUAGCUAAUCUGAAACCUUCCUUGAAGCAGAAAGAUGGUGAAUAUGGUAUAAACUUUGACCCAAGCGAACCAAGGGUUCUGAGAAAAGAUGGAGUUAUUGUUAGCAACUCUCUGGCUGCAUUUGCUUACAUUCGAGCCCACCCAGAGAGAGCAGCCCUGCUGUUCGUGUCCAGUGUCUGCAUCGGGCUGGCACUCACGCUGUGCGCCCUGGUCAUCAGGGUGUCCUGCACCAAGGACUUCAGGGAGCUGCAGCUGGUGAGGGAGCACCUCGUGCCAGGAAGUGACAAGGCCGAGGAAGACAGUGAAGAUGAAGAGGAGGAGGAGGGCUCUUCAGGCUCUGAUUUCCCAGGGGAACUGUCUGGGUUUUGUAGGACUUCCUAUCCUGUCUACAGUUCCAUAGAGGCUGCAGAGCUGGCUGAAAGGAUUGAGCGCAGGGAGCAAAUCAUCCAGGAAAUAUGGAUGAACAGUGGUUUGGACACCUCACUCCCAAGAAAUAUGAGCCAGUUCUACUAAAAGAGAGAUGCAUCUUCAUGCGAUCACACUUUCUGAAGAGGGAAGGAUCCAAAAUGCCCCUCCGGUUCUAUUUCACUUGUACCUUCUAUGAAGGAGAAUUUAUCACGUCAUCCAACACCGGUGAAGCCAGAAGCUAUUAAAGGGACAUUUCAGACUGUUUACGGCACAUUCAAAAUAAAUUAGGAGGGAAGUCUUUGUUUUCUUUAUUUA
Messenger RNA from Suricata suricatta (meerkat), 1991 nucleotides. RefSeq names its product eva-1 homolog C (gene EVA1C). Bases 456 to 1781 code for a protein of 441 amino acids. The record is from RefSeq and is a predicted model, not a curated record. Gene Ontology annotation, cellular component: extracellular region. The transcript is spliced from 8 exons. Gene Ontology annotation, molecular function: carbohydrate binding; heparin binding. Lineage: Eukaryota; Metazoa; Chordata; Mammalia; Carnivora; Herpestidae.